AUGCUUCCUCGUCUUAUGCUCCUCGGCGGCCUGCCCCUUGCUGCCCAAGCUUUCACCCCCGCAGUUGUCCCCAAGGAUGUCUCUGCCGUCAAGCGCUUCGACUUCAAGGAGGCUGUUGCCGUCCACGAGGUCCGUCACUUCAAGACCACCUCUGCCGUCGCUUCUUGCCCCGAGACCGUCACCAACUGCCCCAUCGGUUCCGUCACCAGCGAGACCAUUGUUGUCACUCCUACUCCUACCCUCACCCUGACCAGCUACAGCACCUACACUGUUACCAAGUGCCCCGAGACCGUCACAAACUGCCCCGUCGGCCAUGUCAGCACCGUCACCGUGACCUGGUGCCCUGCCUCCAGCGACAUCCACACUCUCCCCGGCGGCAACGUCUGCGUUGGCAGCGGCUGCGGUGUCCCCAGCACCGCUGCCCCCGGCGUCUCGACCACCGGUGGCAACUCUCCCAACCAGCCUCAGCCCACUGGCGGCAACUCUGGCCCCAAGCCCUCUGGCAGCUCCCCCGCCAUUCCCCAGACCACUGGCGGCAACUCUCCUCACCAGCCCCAGACCACUGGUGGAAACUCCCCCAACCAGCCCCAGACCACUGGCGGUAACUCUCCCAACCAGCCUCAGCAGAGCCACCCCCCUACCUGGGGCAGCAACUCCACCAUUGUUCCUCUGCCCGGCACCAGCCAGAGCCUCACCACCUCCUUCACCAGCAAGAACUCCCCCAACGCCCCCACCACUGGCGUCACUCCCGCUCCUACCAGCGGUGCUCUUGCCAACGCUCCUGCCUUCGUCGCCGUCUUUGUCGGUGCCCUCUUUGCUACUCUUCUGUAA
This is a messenger RNA of Clonostachys byssicola, 831 nucleotides long. Lineage: Eukaryota; Fungi; Ascomycota; Sordariomycetes; Hypocreales; Bionectriaceae. The record is from the annotation of a GenBank genome assembly.